Messenger RNA from Psammomys obesus (fat sand rat), 2829 nucleotides. RefSeq names its product alkaline ceramidase 3 (gene Acer3). Lineage: Eukaryota; Metazoa; Chordata; Mammalia; Rodentia; Muridae. The coding region runs from base 66 to 869 and encodes 267 amino acids. The transcript is spliced from 11 exons. The record is from RefSeq and is a predicted model, not a curated record. Gene Ontology annotation, biological process: ceramide metabolic process; phytosphingosine biosynthetic process. Gene Ontology annotation, cellular component: endoplasmic reticulum membrane.
GCGCGCGUUGCCUGAGCCGGCCCGGGAGCGGUCGAGCCGAGUGAGUGCGAGGCGGCGGCGGCGCGAUGGCUCCGGCCGGGGACCGCGAAGGCUACUGGGGUCCGACGACCUCCACUUUGGACUGGUGUGAGGAGAACUACGUGGUGACCGUGUUCAUCGCUGAGUUCUGGAAUACAGUGAGUAACCUGAUUAUGAUCAUACCUCCAUUUUUUGGUGCAAUUCAGAGCAUUAGAGAUGGACUGGAAAAGCGGUACAUUGCUGCUUAUUUGGCACUCAUGGUGGUAGGAACAGGAUCUUGGUGUUUCCACAUGACUCUGAAAUAUGAGAUGCAGUUACUGGAUGAACUCCCCAUGAUUUACAGUUGCUGCAUAUUUGUAUACUGCAUGUUUGAAUGUUUCAAGACAAAGAACUCAUUAAACUACCACCUGCUUUUUACCCUAGUUCUAUUCAGUUUAAUAGUAACCACGAUUUACCUAAAAGUAAAAGAGCCCAUAUUUCAUCAGGUCAUGUAUGGAAUGUUGGUCUUUACAUUAGUACUUCGUUCUAUUUAUAUUGUUACAUGGGUUUAUCCAUGGCUUAGAGGACUAGGCUAUACAUCCUUGACUAUCUUUUUAUUGGGAUUUUUAUUGUGGAAUGUAGAUAACAUCUUUUGUGAUUCACUGAGGAACUUUCGAAAGAAAGUGCACCCUCUCUUAGGUGUUACAACACAGUUUCAUGCAUGGUGGCAUAUUUUAACUGGCCUGGGUUCUUAUCUUCACAUCCUUUUCAGUUUAUAUACAAGAACACUUUACCUGAGGUACAGGCCAAAAGUGAAGUUUCUCUUUGGAAUCUGGCCAGUGAUCAUGUUUGAACCUCAGAGGAAGCACUGAUGAAUUGUUUUACCAAGAAAACACAAAGCACCUACUGUGGUUCUGGCAAGAUGGUCAAGAAAUCCCCAAAGACUUGUCCAUUCAAAGACAACAUGCCCAUCAAAAGAGAUGAAUGACUCAGCUACACAGAGAAUGAGCAACUGGUCUAUUGGGUGUUUAUCUCCUGGCUUUAUCUCAUUUGUUUUGGACCUAAGAUGCUUACAGAAAAACAGAUAGUGUAUAUUUAUAUUCUAGAAUGGUGGAAAGGUUGGGCUUUUCUUAACAGGUUAACAGUUUGCGCUGGUCAUUUAUGGAAAAUUAAUAUUUUUUAUUUUUUUACAAGAGUAGCAUAUUAAUUAUACCUUUAUUAAUUUUGAUUAAAUAUUGAACAAAGUCAUUAAGGACUGGCAAAAUCCAAAAUCCAGAUGGUUGAUUGUGAGCCAGCACUUAGUUGUGUCAGCUUUGACUUAGAACUUCACAGAUGGUUUUCCAAUAUUAAAAAGAAGGGGAAGUCCUGGCUGUGGGAUUCUAGGUGGCUCCUCGCUGUCUGCCUUGGUGCUAGCUGGAGUGCUAUAAGCAAACUCCGACCUGCCAGUGAGUGGGCUCUGUUCUCGUUACCUCCAAGAAUUUGUCUUGGGCUUUGUGGCAAUAGCCAAUCCAAGGGGUGGGCCGUGUAACAUCCCCUCAGAAGCUCUCCAUGGCACCUGUGGAACGUAGCCCCUCUCACCAGUUUAACGCUCGUGUUUUGCUUUCUUUGAUCUAUUAUUCUUUUUGUGUCUAGCAAAUUUAACUGGUGGUCUAACCUACCCAUAUUCUGUAUGCCAGCAUAGUUUAAGUUAAGUUAUCAGGGAAAGUUGUAAAAUUUUCACUUUUUGCAUUAUGUAGUAUUUUCCAGUUCUCAGAGAAGUCAAGGCUAUACCCCGGCACAUAAGUUAACUAGAAGUAAAAUGGUCAGGACUGUUCUGCAUGAACUGUACUAAAAUAUUUAUUCCUUCAUUUUUUCAGGAGAAGAAAUACAAGGGUUGAAACAGUGCUGACUUGUAACUUUUGCAACAUCUAGACUUAGAAUACUAAGUAAUAGCAGUAAAAUCUUACUGUGAGGCAAAUGGUUCCAAUUUGGAUUUGAGUAUAUAAGAAAUUGAAUUGAUUCUCAAAAAUAGUAAAUGAAGAAUCAUACAUAUAUCUAUUAACUACAUCCUGAGCUAUGGCUUCAAAAGAAAAGUAGGUGGUUUGUUGUUUUUUGUUUUGUUUUGUUUUUUUUCAUGCGAAAUUGGUUUUUAAAAAACUUCUCAUUUUUUUUCAAUCUUCAAUCUAAGUAGUCUUAGCCUAGCAGGGUGAUGCAUACCUUUAAUCCAAGCACUCAAAAGGCAAAGGUAGGCAGACCUCUGUGAAUUUAAGGCCAGCCUGGCCUAACAUAGUUCCAGGCCAGGCAGGGGUACAUAGUGAAACUGUGUCUCAAAAAUAAAGAAAGAAAGGAAGAAAAAAAAAGGUUUGAUUAGUUAAGUAGCCUUGGUACAUUUUUUAAAACAAAAAAUGUUUCCUUUGCUCACUGGCGUUUUUAAAGCCCAAGUACUAGUUUCCUUCCUUUAGCAUCCCGGAUGGCCAUUAAACAAACACACCUUUUAGGAAAGCAAGACACACCAAACAUAAACCUAAAAGAACCUAAGUUGUACUUCCAUUAUAGGCAUGAAUCAGAGUCUACAGUACAUGCAGUGAGAUUCCCAGGUUCUUGUGUCCUGGAACAAGAACUGGACCAGGGACAUAUGGGUAGUGAUAGAAAUAGAGACCUUUUAUUAGGAUAAAAGAAAAAUAUUCCCCAGAAUGGGAGUGGGUCCAAAGACUGGGAAGGGUGUCCACGGCCCUGGCCAAGAGAAACUCCACCCUUUAUAGGCCAUUUCCAUACCCUCCAUCUUUUCUGCAAUUAGAGAAGGUAGGGCUUUCUAAAGCACAUUGUUUUGUUAUGUAUAGGGGUUCACUCCUU